UAGAAAAUGUUAAGUGCAGCCAAGUGUUUUGGAAACUGGUGAUUUCUUUACCUGACCCAGACUACAUACAGACAGACCACCAAGGUCAAAGUCUAAGUAAUCUCACUAAAUGGCUGAAGGCCAAAUUCUCAAGAGGGACCCCCAAAUCUGACCAACAUUCUUCAGUACAGAAUGAACUGCUGAGUUUGUAUACUGUACCUGUUACACAUGAAUCAAUGUCAGGCAGUCUGGGUCUUUGUGUGAGGCUCCUGGAGGGUAAUAUAUCCAUUUCUGAUGUACGUGGUUCCCUUCUGGGAACCUCUUGUCUUCUUUUUGUUAUGCCUCCACCCCUCAAUGAAGAUCCAGAGUGGCUUCUAUUGGAAGAAGAAAAAAGAAGAUUAGAAGAUCUCCUUAUGAGCAAGCCAACCUCUCCUGCUCUCUCAUUGGUUGAAUUGUGUCCAGUCCCAGCCCAUGAAAAUUUAGAUGAGGACUUUAUAAUGAGAUGUCUGAAUAUUGAUGAGCUGGUUGCUGAUGGGAAGAUAAGUGACCUGUCCCUCUGUGUUGUGAAAUAUGAUGAAGAUUUUCCUCAAGGUAUGGAUGUUGAGGAACCCGAGGUCACAGAAAAAUUAUCAGAGAGUGUGAGGUGGCUGACAGAACACUCCCCUGAUCCUCCCAGUUUGAGGGUCCAGUAUU
Saccostrea cuccullata (small rock oyster) is the source of this 672-nucleotide messenger RNA. RefSeq lists its product as uncharacterized. NCBI's taxonomy places the organism in Eukaryota, Metazoa, Mollusca, Bivalvia, Ostreida, Ostreidae. The record is from RefSeq and is a predicted model, not a curated record. The annotation marks the transcript as partial. The transcript has 4 exons.